AUGCUUUCUGCUCGACGCAACGGUGCAGACGGUGGCAGAAGAAAGCGACGGCGGGACACUCGGGUAUCCCCAGUUGAAAAGCUGCCAUAUUUCUUCGAUGAUCAGCUUUUCACUGUUUGGACAUGGAAUGUUUCCCGGCAGCUUGGGUCCUCUGUUACCGUUGAGUUUGUCGUCCUACACGGCGCAGCUGCGCAUCAUAAGGACUCGCGCGCCUUGAUCAAGCAGCCCCAGGACUCCCUUGAAGCGCCUUCUUCGCACGGAUCGUUACCGCCUACCUACCGUGCCGCGGUGCCUCCCACCCAAUCCACUGGCGAUGGGCUCGAGUCAAACCCAGUCCAUGGCGCGCUGGAUGGUGUCCUUCCACACCGUGCUUUAUCAACGCCUGUCUUUUCUUCCCACCCCGCACAUUCCGUAUCCAGCCUUCCUGCAUCUAAUAUCCCCGAACCCUUCUCUCCCAAACGCGACCUCCCUGGACUUUCUCUUCCCAAUCCCGUUCUCCCUAGACAUCUCCUCCUCCACCCCCUCACUCUGGACCCACUCUAUCCGGAACUCAUUCCACGGGAUCCCAGUUUCCAGGGUCCGGUUCGCCAGGAUACCAUUCCACAGGAGCACAAUUCUCAAGAACCCCCUCUUUCUGAACUGUUUCCUGAGGAGGAUGAACAGUUCGAGCUCCAAGAAGAAGUUCUUCCUGAACCUCAUCCCAGUGAAGUCAUUUCCUCUGAGCCUGCUCCUCAUACGCAACCCACACCCAUUCCCCAUGAGACCGCUGCCGCCAAUCCAGCUGCAGUCGAGCCUGCUCCAGUCAAGCCUGCUCCAGUCGAGCUUGCUCCAGUCAAGGCUAUUAAGCCCGCCCAAGCCCUACCUGCUAAGGCCGCACCGGCUGUGCAUUCGGCUCAAGGGCCCACAGCCCACCUCUGUUGGGAACAUUUGGAGGUCUCACCAAGUGCCGAGACUCGGAGCAUGGUCGAGGAGCGUCAUGCUCGUGGCUAUUACACCUGCACUGGGUGUAUCCAGACCGAGAUGGACGUGAAGGGUAAGCGGUGUGAAGAAAAAUGCAAACCCAAGGGAGACAACCAGCGCACGCGCCGGAAACAAGGCAAGCCGGCCACGCGUGCCGGUGGUGGAGGCUCAAAGAAGGGCGAUGUGGGCGGCAGGAAGAAACGCGAUGGAAACGGCAAGAGAGGAGGCCCUCCCGGUGCUGCCGGUGGUGUUCUGAGCGGCCGUGUUCAGAAGGCUGCUUGAACAGCUACGUGUUCGUCUACGCACAACGUCUCCUCAGCAUCGGGCAGAUACGCUCUUUCGGGGUCAAGUAUUUCACAUCAAAAGCGAUGAUGAAUCAGGGAUAUCAAGAUUUGGCAAUCCUUUGAGCGGAGGAAGUUAGCUGGGAAACGGAAGGCAGCUGGGAAACGGAAGGCGUUGGCCGACCGGCCAAGGGCCUUGUCUUUACUACCGUGACGUUUUGCCGCUCCUCCAUGAAGAGCCAGGGCGGUCAUGGCAAGCUCUUUUCCCGUAUAGACUAGUAUCGUAUGAAGUGG
Messenger RNA from Neurospora tetraspora, 1535 nucleotides. RefSeq lists its product as uncharacterized. The coding region runs from base 1 to 1242 and encodes 413 amino acids. The transcript is spliced from 4 exons. The record is from RefSeq and is a predicted model, not a curated record. Lineage: Eukaryota; Fungi; Ascomycota; Sordariomycetes; Sordariales; Sordariaceae.